Molecule: messenger RNA, 1154 nt
Organism: Myxocyprinus asiaticus (Chinese sucker)
Lineage: Eukaryota; Metazoa; Chordata; Actinopteri; Cypriniformes; Catostomidae
Gene: mcl1a
Product: MCL1 apoptosis regulator, BCL2 family member a
Exons: 3
Coding region: 146-928 (260 amino acids)
Biological process (GO): positive regulation of apoptotic process; mitochondrial fusion; extrinsic apoptotic signaling pathway in absence of ligand
Cellular component (GO): mitochondrial outer membrane
Molecular function (GO): protein homodimerization activity; channel activity; protein heterodimerization activity
Source: RefSeq, a predicted model, not a curated record
CUCCAGUCAAGAGUGUUGACCAACACGAGCACUGUCACCUUCACAUUCAGAAACCACACCGAUUCGAAGCUUUAAUCUUAAUCGUUUAGCUUGUAUUUGAGUUUUAACUUUAUUUUUCGUGCCCUUGCUGUUUGCGAGCGUAAAUAUGAGUCUGAGUGUUGGAUUUAGACGAACGGCCGCGAUGAGUCUAUUCGCACAGGGCGCGCACACAGCGCUCGUGCCUGAGCCAGCGCUGAAGACCCGAGCCGAGGACGAGCUGGACGGGUACGCGGACGAGAUGGAUACCGGAUUAAAACCGCUGAGGUCCGGGAAGAACAUCCUGAAAGCAUUGCAACUGGACGGGCGAUUCGUGUGUGCGACGGAUGGGUCUCACCCAGCCACACCGGACCCGCAGGAGUUCGGUUUUGCUGAACUGGACCGGGAUACUCGGCAGAUUUUGUUUGAUUUCUAUCGCACACACACUGGAAUGUGUCCACCGGGCCAGAAUACUCACUCCGCACUACCGACGCUCAGGCGGGUCGUUGAUGACAUUCUCACAAAGCACCAGAUCACUUACAAAGGAAUGAUGCAGAAACUGCAGGUGGACUCUCAGACGGAUGACAUGGACUUCCUCUCCUCUAUAGCUCAGAAGAUGUUCAAUGACGGCAGCACAAACUGGGGUCGCAUCAGCAGUCUGGUGGCGUUUGGCGCCGUGUUGUGCGUGCGGCUGAAGGAGGCGCAGAGGGAGCACUGCAUAGACAGAGUGGCAGAACAGAUCUCCUCCUAUCUGAUAUCAGAACAGCACGACUGGCUCCUCAAGAACAAAGGCUGGCAUGGAUUUGUGGAGUUUUUCCGCGUGGAGGACGUGGAGUCUGUCGUUCGGAACGCUUUGAUGGCAAUUGCUGGAUUUGCCGGGAUCAGUGCCGGUCUUGCUUUCCUGAUUCGGUGAAACCAAAUGGACUGUCAGUUGGACUGGAUGAUUCCUUUACACUCUCCAGAAGACCGGGGCGUGCACUGAAGCAUGUUGGUCGUUGGACGUAAAUUCGGGCGCUUUGAGCCCAACAUCUCACAAACAGGCCCGCCGAUGAUCAGAUCACGGCACAACAGAUUGGGCUCUCCAUGAGCCUGGAAUGUUUAUUUUUUAACUAUUUUUCUAAUAAAAUAAAUUCUAAAGA